Messenger RNA from Cimex lectularius (bed bug), 658 nucleotides. RefSeq lists its product as uncharacterized. Lineage: Eukaryota; Metazoa; Arthropoda; Insecta; Hemiptera; Cimicidae. The record is from RefSeq and is a predicted model, not a curated record. The coding region runs from base 45 to 524 and encodes 159 amino acids. The transcript is spliced from 2 exons.
CCUUUAAAUCUCGCUGGCUCUUUCUCCAAGCCGCCAUAUCAGCCAUGAACUUCAUCAAGCUCAUUCCCAUUCUUUUCUUGGCGCACUCCCCCGUCGGGGAUGCAAGGCCCGUAGAGCCGCAAGUCUUGCCUGCCGUCCCCGGCUACAUUCCCGUCUACAUCCAAACCGGCAACACGCCCCCAGACAUCGAGGCCUUGUACAAAAGCGUAGUCCUCUCACCGCCGAAGCGGGAGACUUCGCCAAGAAAGGACUUCGCCGAAGGGUUCCAGCAGGAGGUUGAGCCCGUACCAAUGAAACUCGAAGUCCCCGAGAAGCUCGAAGUCACGAAAGAGAAAGAGGACGAAGUAAUGAAAGAAGAGCCGAAAAAAGAAGUCGAACUGGUAGAAACCAGUCCUGUCGAGAAGAACCAAACCCCUCAAAACAAAGACGAGCAGACCCAUAAGGCAAAGGAAGAGACCAGAAAGGCAAUCGGCCAAAUAAGAGAAAUUCCUCAAUAUGAAGUAAAAGAACCCAAACAGGAAUAAUUUGUAAUUCUAGAAUAUUCUAGAAUAUGGUUAUUUUAAAUUAUUCCUAAUUUUUUAAAUGAUUAUAAAAAAUAACUUAUUUUGAAAUCAAAAUGUAAUGAUGUAACUACGUCUAGUCUUUCGAACUGUAACAA